AUGCUGCCCCUUCAGGGUGGAGCCCAACAUCAGGCUCCUGGGCAGCAUCUCCAGCAGCAUCAGCCUCCGCCGGCACAACACCUUGGGCAGCAGCAACCCCAGCCCAACCAGCAGGGGCUGCAGCAGGCGGUGCCUCAUCCCCCGCCGGCCAAGCAGUCGGCGUACCAACCGCCGCCUCAGGCGGGCGGGUACAUCCACCAACCUUACGGUGGCUACGCGUACGCCCUGGUCCAACCGGCCUAUCGUUACGGGCCGCACCAGCCAUACGGAAGGUACAGCGACCAGACUCACGUGUACACGACCCCUCCGGCAUCUCUUCCCCUCCCACACAAGGUGCUGGCUGUCGACCUCAGCCAACACAAGCAGCGGAAGGACAUCGCCAACAAGGUAAAGCGCAUGAUGGGUGGUUCGACGAAGACCUUUGGGACGCCCAGCUUCCACGGACCGCUGAUCACUCCACCGCCGGAGCUGCACUUCCGGCAGAACCCUUGCCUGUUCCGUAAGAGGUUGACGGAUGCCUUCCGGAUCGUGGGCAUUGGAAUCAUCCGCCUCGAGGAGGACGCCCCGACCGCCGCAGGCGCGGGAAACGUCAUUAAAGCCUGGCCUAACGACCUUACUGCCCUCUGUUUCAGCAUCGUCUACACCAUGUUUCUUACGGUCAUUGCUGUCGCGGCUGCCAUCGCCCGCGGCCAGGAUGUCCAAGUGCAUAACCUCAACGAGAGCAUGGCGUGGCGCGUGUUCCAAGGACCGUUCCACGCGUACCUCGUGAGCGUCAUGGAGUACACCCGGCACUUGCUCCAGCAGCACCCCAUCGACUCGCACGCCCUAAGUUUCCACCACAUGCGCGCCUGCGUGGUGACCUCUGCAAGGAUUGUAACGGCAAGUUCGUCACCACCCUGGCCCAGAAUUCGACCUACUACGCUCACCCGAGCAGUCAACCGGCGGACAAGGCCAUGUCAGCGCUUCAGCCCCACUCUCAGCGCCUGCCCCCGGGCCAGGAUACCUUCUCGCGCCCAAGCCAAGCAGCACGGCUCAUCCCUUGCCGUGCUGGAAGGGAAGACUGCCCGCGUCUCGCUGCCGGUGGACCGCCAUGAUUUGACUUCGGACUCGGACGCCGACGGAGUCAACGCCCACGUUGCUGCGGUCGCGACGGCUGGGCGCGCACGCAAGGCUGCCGAGAAGGCCGACUACCCUACCCUGAAGCGUACGGCCGCUGCUACCCUCGAGAAACUCAAAAAAGCUCAGUUGGCGAAGCGUAGAGAGGCUCGAGUCCGCAAAUCGGCGGAGCAGGCCGCAGAAGAGGAGCGACAACUGUUGGCGCGAGAGCGAGUCCUGCGCGCCGAUCUGAAGAAGGAGCUUGGCGAGGAGCAGCGUCGUAGAAUCGAGACAGAGCAACGGGCGCAAGCAGCGAUCGCACGCGAGCAGGCCUCGGAGCAUCAGAGGCAGCAGCAGAGGGCUGCUGAUGGAGAGGCGGUGGCGAUCGUCCUGACCCAGCUGGGAAACUUGCGGUUGGAGAACAAAAUGCUUCAAGAUCAACAGCGCGAGAUGGUUGAGAUUUUUUGUCCACAAGCGGCAAGCGUGAUGGCGGUGCAGCAACAGCAGCACAACCGGAAUCCGCUGCUUUCCGCGAAAGACCAGCUCAUCCGCACCCGGAUGGAGGUAGAGCAAGCGAGGAGGGAGCUGGAGGCGGCGUCGGCGUGGGGAAAGGUUGCCGAGACGAGAAAUGCUAAUUUGAAUGAAAAGAACGGGCGGGUCCGCCGUCGAAGCGGGCGGGUCCGCCGUCGAACCGGUGGGGUCCGCCAUCUAUGACCGGUCGGGCUGUGGGGUACUGGCUUUUUGUGUGUGCCAGCAGCCUCAGUGAGCGCAGUGACGGGUGUCCACCUCGCGCAUUGCUGCGUGAACGCGCUUGACCAUAUUUGUCCGGUCUGUUCGUGUGUGUUCGUGUGUCUUUUUAUUUUGAUUUGAAUUCCGACCGUUUUUAUUGGUCCAAGAAGGAAGAGCGCAGUCUAUUUGCCACGAAAAGUUCACCCGGUUUGGGACACAUUUUUGGCCUGAAAAUAGGGGUAACCCCAGGGUC
Ectocarpus sp. CCAP 1310/34 is the source of this 2077-nucleotide messenger RNA. The record is from the annotation of a GenBank genome assembly. NCBI's taxonomy places the organism in Eukaryota, Phaeophyceae, Ectocarpales, Ectocarpaceae.